Trichobilharzia regenti is the source of this 2207-nucleotide messenger RNA. NCBI's taxonomy places the organism in Eukaryota, Metazoa, Platyhelminthes, Trematoda, Strigeidida, Schistosomatidae. The record is from the annotation of a GenBank genome assembly.
CCAAUUUAUGGCAAAAGCAAACAGUUUUUCAUGCUGUCAUGAUGCAGAACACAAGUAGAUUAUGGAAAAUUGCAUGGAUCAGUUUUAUUUUAAUUAUUAUAAUUGAAGUGAUCCUUCUAAUGCAUACAUCACAUCAUCUUAAACUGAAUGCUUCAUGGCAAGUAAAGUUACCUGGAAAUACUUUGAAUCCAACAUUACAGACUGAAUCUUACCAUCCUCAAAUCCCUGAUAAUACCUCAGAGUUGAUUGAAGAGAAAGACGAGAUCAUGGAUUUAUUUGAAGAUAUUGAAAUAUCAGUUCUGUGUGAUAUUUUCCAAGAUGUCAAUUCUUCAAAUAAAAUGAAUCCACGCAACAUCACUGUGUCCGAAAAAACCCUUUAUGCACGCGUUCGUCUACGUAUUGAACAAGGUGAAUGUACAAAUCAAACUGUUUUUACAAAAUGGGUGAAUUAUAGCAUAGGAAUUGGAGUGAAUAAACUACGGUAUACACUUGUUCCAGAUGAUUACAAAUGGUUAAAUAUAACUGGAAUGUCUACUGUGGUUGAGCACAUAAUAAACUACACUUCUUACCAUCAUGUAUAUUCUGUUCGAUUUAAUGUUGCACGUUUUUUAUCACUAUAUCAUGGUGAUAAACAGUUGCUUAAAGUUUGCAUUUUCGAACAGAACUGUCUUCACUGGAUCGACAGGUCCAGACAUUGUGGACUGCAGGAUAUCAGUGACGUAACUAAUCCAGAAUUACAUUUUUUAACAAGUAAUUGGAGCCGCUCAGGAGGAUGGAUAGCUUUCCUCGAGUAUAUAAACAGCCUUUGUGAUACAAACAUCCAGGGUCACGGAUUGAUGAAUAACAAUAACCUGCUAGUUACACACUCAGCAUGGUUUGUUCCCUGUAUUCGUUGUAACAGUCAUCCAGAUGAAGAGGCGAAUUGUGAUUGGUCGAGUGCCUUAUGGUUUGAAGCAAACAAUCCAAUCUACCCGUGUAUAUAUAGUGAGAGAAGGAUGCACAGCGAUCAAAGGCAACUGUCAGCAUAUUUGAAAAAUAAAGUUCUCCUAUUUUUUGGUGAUUCAACUUUGCGUGGUUUAAUGUACUCCUUAGUGUAUCGUUUAAACAAAACGUUGUUCAAUGUUCAAGAGACACAUGGUGAAAUAAUACUCACGAACAAUGGGGCAAAACUUAUACGAUUUAUCUACUAUCCAGAUUAUUCUAGGCAAGAACAACAGUCGAGUAGAUCAUUGAUCACUGAUUUAAUUCAAUCACUUUUUAGGUUCAAGGGAAAUUCAAUGAAGCUUUAUUGUUCUUUGGUGGUGUAAGAUGGUUGAAUUCUUUUCAUAUGAAGCAGUUACAAAUUGCUGUCAAUAAAGAGAAAAUAUUUCAGUCUGUCAAGGUGUUCAUUAAAGACUAUUCCGCUGGCUUUCAUACACCAAUUGAUGGGUUGCCUUUUGUUGAUUGGACAGAACGUAAGAUGGAACAUGAAAGGAAUUACAGGCUAAUUAAAACAAUCAAAGAAGAGUACAACUGGUCAGUUAUACCAAGUCAUCAAAUCACAUGGACUAGAUUGAAUCACUUUCAUGCUUAUGCAAGAUGCUCAUGUCAUUUUUAUCAUAUUGAGAGGAAACCAUUUCAUUCUUCUACAGAAAAUAAAAAUAUAACAAUUUAUGAAAUCAUUGGACAAAUACACUGGAUUGUAUCGAGAAUUAUUGAGAUGACAAUCUUACAAAAUUCUCCUUAACACCAUUGUAAAUAUCUCAUUUUUAAAGCAGGAGAAGCACCUCUUUCGGUGUGAUUUUGUUUUUUUUUUUUUAUUUAUGCAUUUUGAAGACUAAAUUGUCGCAAGAAAGAUAUAACAAACUGAUUCUGGUGUUAUAUGUGUUGUUGGCUUUAAAAGUCUAUUUGACUUAAAAGCAUCACUGUUAUCAUUGCACUUAAGAUCUAUAGCAUUAACCUAAUUCAGAGCAACAUAAAAUCACACUGAUUUUAACCAAGAGAAGUAAUCUUUGUCAAGCUUGUCAUUGACCCGGUAGAAUUCUUCAACUGAAGACUAUCAGUGCUUGACAAAACUUCUGGAAAGCUCCAAAACUUGCACAAAACUACUGUCAUCGUUCUCAAUAAAUUUUUAUUCUAUUCCCUUGCAGGUUUAUAUGUAUUAUGUAGAUCAAGCUAAAUCCUAUAACCGUCUUCUGCUCCACAAAUUAAAAAAAAGUCACGUUAAC